Trifolium pratense (red clover) is the source of this 1955-nucleotide messenger RNA. Its product is annotated as vacuole membrane protein KMS1-like. The transcript has 8 exons. The record is from RefSeq and is a predicted model, not a curated record. Lineage: Eukaryota; Viridiplantae; Streptophyta; Magnoliopsida; Fabales; Fabaceae. Bases 370 to 1662 code for a protein of 430 amino acids.
GUUUUUUAAUAACGUAAGUACGUCUCUCGGAGGAUCUCUGUUACAUACUGGUCGGAGAUAGAGAACAGAGAUAGAUAGUAGGCUUAACAAAUUCUCCGAUUUGUCUUUCAUUGAUCCACAAAUUCAACUCAAUCUAUUUUUUUAUUUUUAUUUUUUUGACGCAACUCAAUCCAUUUUAUAAAAUACUAAUUUUUUAUAUUUUAGGUGAAAAAAAUAUAAAUUAUUCAUCCCCAUUUUCUGACUCACUUAUAUUGUAGCAGAAUUCCUAACAUGGUAGAUGCAACAACAACCCAGAUAAAUUAGAGAGACAAAAACCCAAUUUAUUGCUUACCCGGUACUAAAGAUUCGUUUUUUAGUGCUUUAACAACAAUGGGUUCUGAAGAAAUUGCUUCUUCAUCUGAAACCACUAAUGUUUCUAGCUCAGGGCUUAUCGAAAAGCACCAAUUGGAGCUAGAUAAUUUGACACUAACCACACAACCCUUCAAAACAUUAAAAUUCUUCACAUUAGCUAUGAUUCAAUACUUGAAGAAAACAACAUUAUAUCUGUUGGCCAAAGGUGGAUGGCUUAUGCUUCUCAGUUUUGUGGUAGGGGCCCUUGGCAUAAUGCUUGUUACUGUCGAUGGUCCUCAUGAAAAGCAUUUUGAGGAGCUAGUUAAAUAUUUACGCUUUGGACUAUGGUGGAUAACCCUUGGGAUUGCAUCUUCAAUCGGUCUUGGGUCUGGUUUGCAUACUUUUGUUCUAUACUUGGGUCCACACAUAGCAUUCUUUACGAUAAAAGCCAUGCAGUGUGGCCGAGUUGAUUUGAAAAGUGCUCCAUAUGAUACAAUACAGUUAGAUAGAGGUCCUUCUUGGCUUGAUAAAGACUGCUCGCAAUUUGGGCCACCAUUGUUUCAGUCUGAAAAUGGUUCACAGAUUCCACUCAGCAUCAUUUUGAUUCAAGUUCAGUUGGAGGCUGUUUUAUGGGGUAUGGGAACAGCUAUCGGGGAACUUCCUCCUUACUUCAUCUCCAGGGCAGCACGCUUGUCUGGGAGCAAAUUGGAUGCAAUGGAAGAGUUGGAUACUGAAAAUGAAGGAAUCAUCGGAACCUACUUAAAUCGCAUCAAGCGCUGGUUCCUAUCACAUUGUCAUCAUUUAAAUUUUCUUACCAUUUUGGCGCUUGCUUCGGUGCCAAAUCCUCUGUUCGACCUUGCUGGUAUCAUGUGUGGACAAUUUGGCAUUCCAUUUUGGAAAUUCUUUCUUGCAACUUUCAUCGGAAAGGCUCUUAUUAAAACUCACAUACAGACGGUAUUUAUCAUCUCAGUUUGCAAUAAUCAGCUUCUAAACUGGAUAGAGAAUGAAUUGAUCUGGGUUCUUGGUCAUAUACCUGGUUUUGCUUCGAUUUUGCCUAAAGUUAUUGCUAAUCUCCACGCAGUUAAAGAUAAGUAUCUAAAAGCACCCCAUUCAGUUUCCCCAACUAUCAAGUUACUUCAUCUAUCAUCUUCAGGGAACAAAAUGGGAUUUCUCAAUUGCUUCAAUCUGGAACACUGUGGUGUGGCUUAUGCUUUUGAAUUUCUUUGUGAAGAUAGUGAAUUCAACUGCUCAGAGUUAUUUGAAGAAACGACAGGAGAUAGAAUUAGCUGCAUCAAACAUUUCUACACCAACAGAUUAGGCACAUGCCAAUAAAAGGCUUUCAUGUUCUGCUUGUAUUGCUCUCUUUUUUAGCUGCUCUUGCAAGCAGAAAUAUUUAUAGGCAUUGUUUGAAUUAUUAUAGAUAUUUCUCAAGGUCCCUCUGUCAAAGUGGUUACUCAUUGAAGUAGAAUCAGAGGUCUCAUAAGAGCUUCUAUAGGCAUCAAUAUACAAACACAAUAGGUAACAUAAGUUUAUGACAUUCAUUUUUGGUAGCCAUUGUUUGGUAACCAUUGUUUGGAAUGAUUAAAGAUGGCAAGAUUUUAUUGAAAAUUUCAGUUUUUAAGUAA